Messenger RNA from Plasmodium vivax (malaria parasite P. vivax), 8157 nucleotides. RefSeq lists its product as hypothetical. The record is from RefSeq and is a predicted model, not a curated record. The transcript has 2 exons. Gene Ontology annotation, cellular component: CCR4-NOT complex; nucleus; cytoplasm. Gene Ontology annotation, molecular function: poly(A)-specific ribonuclease activity. The coding region runs from base 1 to 8157 and encodes 2718 amino acids. Gene Ontology annotation, biological process: nuclear-transcribed mRNA poly(A) tail shortening. NCBI's taxonomy places the organism in Eukaryota, Apicomplexa, Aconoidasida, Haemosporida, Plasmodiidae.
AUGGAUAAUUCCCCAAAGGGGAACUUCAUUUUUUUUCAAAAGAAUAAAUGUAAUGACAAUCAACUGAGUCAUAAGUUUGAAGACAACAUGUAUGCCAAAGGAGAGGACAAGAAGAGUGGGAAGAGGGGACCCACAGAGAGAGGGGGGCCCACGGAGAGCAAAGGCGUAACACCUGGUCUGAAGGAUCAAGGGGUUAACAUGUACAUGAAUACUCCACCGGGUAUGCUAGAUAAGAACAUGAGCACGGGCAAAAAAUAUGACAGUGUGACUGGGGGCUUGGCGGCCUCCUCCCCCAUGGGUGAAAGAAGCCCCGACCAUGUGCAGAGCAUUUUUUCCGACCGGGGUGUAGACAUGAAGAAGAUGCCCGGGAUGGAGGAGAAGGCGGCCCCGGGCGGGAUGGGUAGUUACGCGGUGCGGAACUACAUGGUUAGCGGUUACGCAGUGGGCGGUCAUGCAGUGAGCGGUCAUGCAGUGAGCGGUCAUGCAGUGAGCGGUUACUCGGUGGGCAGCCACUCGGUGAGCGGCCUCCCAAUGAGCGGUCUUCCAAUGAGCGGCCUCCCGAUGAGCGGCCACGCGGAAAGCGCAAAGGAACCCCCGAAGAACACCCAGCAGUUUAAGCCCAAAUUUAACAAAAACAAAAAAAACCCAAACAAGGAGGAGAGCAACCUGAACACCAUGUCGAAGGACAUCAAAAUUAGAAAGAGCAACAUUUUAGAGUUGAACAAGCUACUUAAAGAAAAUUUAAGGAUUGAGGAAAACUUAAAGAAAAAAAAAAAGGGGAAAGGAAAUAAGGAAGAGGAAGAAGACGAUGAUGAUGAGGAGGAGUAUGACCAGGAUUACUACCAGAGGUGGGGGGACAACGCGAGUAGGGAGGCCCUCCGAGAUGGUGCGCGUGAUAAGUUAACACCAGGGGAGUAUUCCGAACAUGUACAGAAGGAUUUGGGGAGUCAAGAGGAAGGCUCUGGGGAAGUCAAGAGAGACAACGGAAAGGAGAAAAAGGAAAAGGCGAAGAGGAAGAACAAGGAAAAGAACAAAGACAAUAAAGCGAAAGGGAAAAAUGAGGAGCGGGAAAGGGAGAAGGAUAAGUCCAUUUCGAAAGGAAAAGCGAAGGACUUUGACUCCAACGAUCAAGAGGAGGGCGCCAAAAAGAAGGAGCAUCUGUCGAUUAGCAACCCGAAUAGCAACCCGAAUAGCAACCCGAAUAGCAACCCGAACAGCAGCUUGAACACCAGCAUGAACAGCAACGCGAAUAGCAACCCGAGUAGCACCCCAAGCAGCAGCAUGAAUGCCAUGUUGGGUAGCGCCUUGAAUAGCAUCCCAAGCGGCAUCCUCAACGUGGACAGCAAAAACAGCGGAAAGAAUAAAAAGGCGAAGAACAAGAAGGGGGAACCACACCAAGGCAAGAAAAACGAGUCGCCGCAAAAUCGAAAAAAUGAAGCGGGCCAAAACAGGAAAAACGAACCGGGGCAAAGUAAGAAGAACGACUCGCCGCAAAGUAAGAAGAACGACUCGCCGCAGAGUAAGAAGAACGACUCGCCGCAGAGUAAGAAGAACGACUCGCCGCAGAGUAAGAAGAACGACUCGCCGCAAAAUAAGAAGAAUGAUUCACCGCAAAACAAGAAGAAUGAUUCACCGCAAAACAAGAAGAACGAAAUGAUGCAGAAUAAAAAAAUGGAGGCUCCCCAAAGUAGGAAGAACGACCCGGGGCAAAACAAAAAAAUGGAGUCUCCCCAAAAUAAGAAGAUGGAGUCGCCGCAAAACAGGAAGAACGAAUCGGGGCAGAACAAAAAAAACGAUUCGCCACAAAACAGGAAAAAUGACUCUCCACAGAAUAGGAAAAACAAAAGGGAGGACUUCAUCCCAGGGGGGAAUGCAAGCUGCCUACUAGACCAAGGAGAUGGCAAAAUGAUGAAAAAUGAGCUACUCAUGGAAGGUAGUGUAAUUGGGAAAAAUAAAAAUUUGGACAACCCAAUGAAUUUUUCCGAGCACUACAGUUACUACUACAGCAAUAACAAAGGGGACAUCUCCAGCAUGGGCAGCUCCAGAAGGGGGGCAUUUAACAAAAUCCAUUUGGACCUCUACGGAGACAACAGUGGGGGCUACAUGAUGGACUCCAGUGACGGCAAAAGCUUCAGCUAUAAGAAGGAGCCUCGAAGUGAUGUGUUCAAGAUGGGCAACAACAACGCUGGUAGUGCGAGUGGCCACGGCAGCGACGCAGGUCCGGUUGGAGGUGGAGGCAAUAUUGGAAGCGUAGGCAACGUUGGAAGCGGAGGCAACGUUGGAAGCGGAGGCAACGUUGGAAGCGGAGGCAACGUUGGAAGCGGAGGCAAUGUAGGAAGCGUAGGCAAUCUCGGUAGCGGAGGCAAUAUUGGAAGUGGAGGCCCACUGGGGGGCCUGUCCCUGAGCGGCAAAUUCCACAUGAGUAAAAAUUUCUUCAAACCGCACGAACUGGGGGACUACCACUUCCAAGACGUAAGCAGCGCAUACGACAAGUAUAAGGGCUCCUUCGACCCGACCUCCCUGUCAGAAUUUUUUGACCACGAGACGGGCAAGAGGUACAUCCACAACAAAAGCUUGAGCAGCCACAGUGAGGUGAAAAAUGUCAAGGACAACAGCGUGGUGGGCAUAAAAGGCAGCAAUGUGAUGGGCCCCAAGCGAAGCAAUCAUUUGCACCUCAAUCUGAGCAGUAAGGAUAACCAGCUGGGCAUUACCAAAGGGGGCGAUGACAGAACGGCUAGCAGUAUCAUCCACCCGAGUGGCAGUCAUGUAGGGAAGAAAUACACGAGUGGAAAAGGUAUACAAAGCUUUAGUAGUAAGAUGAACUUCCCUAGUGAGGGAGUCGACCUGGGCAUGAGCUCCAAGAUGAAUAUUUUUAACAGCGCCGGUGAUGUAGGGGGGAGUGCCCUGGAUGGAAGCAACGCGGGGGGGAAUAAUAUGCCCGCUUAUCAUAUGGCUAGCCACCACCUGGGAAGCAACCAUCUCCCCAGCAAUGUUAGCAGCAGCAAUUUGGGGAGUAACCAUAUAGGAAGCAACCAUUUAGGGAGUAACCAUAUAGGAAGCAACCAUUUAGGGAGUAACCAUAUAGGAAGCAACCACCUGGGGAGCAACCACUUGGGGAGCAACCACUUGGGGAGCAACCACCUGGGGAGUAACCACCUCGGGAGCAGCCACCUCGGGAGCAGCCACCUCGGGAGCAGCAACAGCGUGGGCAACGUGCUGAAGGAGGAAGGGCACCUUCUAGGCGGCAGAGCCUACAACAACAUGCUAAGCAACAGCAGCAUGAACCCCAUGUUGAACGGGGAAAAUAAUAAUUUGCUCAGCAGCAGCUAUGCAAACGUUCCCGGUGUCCUAAAAAACAGCAACGGCAUGGUUGCCGGUGGGAGCAAGGUGUACAGCGGUGGGGCUGGGGAGGGCAACCUCAACGAGAGCAUGAAUAAUGUAGGGAGCCUAAACGGGACGACUUUCCAAACGGGCAAGACCAACUCUAGCGUAAAUAACAGAGUAAACAGCGGCAACAAUCAUGUGAAUGACCUGGUGAAUGGGCAAAAAUACAUGAGCAAUGUUUUGCUGUACGAGAGUGGAGGCGUUAUGUAUAAUGGGAAGGUCGGCAGUAUGAAUGGCUACGCAAGGCACAACAUGGGGCAUUUCCCCGGGCAGGGCCUAGACGGCUAUGCCAACCAGGGGGUGGACAACUACGCCGGCCAAAGCGUCGACAACUAUGCCAACCCUAACCUGGACAGCUACGGCAACCCUAACCUGGACAGCUACGGCAACCCCAAUAUGGACAGCUACGGCAACCCCAAUAUGGACAGCUACGGCAACCCCGUCAUGGACAGUUACGUGAACCCGCUCAUGGACAGCUACCAGAACGCACCCAUGGACGGAUACCAGAACGCACCCGUGGACGGCUACCAGAACGCACCCAUGGACGGCUACCAGAACGCACCCAUGGACAACUAUGACAGCCCGGGCGGGGACAACUACGCGGGCCCGACCGGCGACAACUACGCGAAUCAGAACGGGGAUAGCUACGCCACUCAGAACGUGGACGGCUACGCCACUCAGAACGUGGACGGCUACCCAAACCCGAAUGUAGAUAGCUACGCGAACCCCCACAUGGAGAGCUACGCCAGCCCCCACAUGGACAACUUCGCCAACCCGCUCAUGGACAGCUACAUGAGCCCCAACAUGGACAGCUAUGCCAACCAGGGGGUGGACAGCUACGCGGGUCAAGGCGUGGAGAAUUACCCAAACCAGGGCGUGGACAACUACGCUGGGCAGAACAUGGACUACGGUGGGCAAAAUAUGGACACCUACGGUGGGCAGAACAUGGGCAGUUUCGCCGCCCCCCCCCAUGGGGACAAUUUUGGCCAGCUGAAUGGAGACAGCUUCUCCCCCCCCAAUGGGGAGAGUUUCGCUGCGCCAAAUGGGGAGAACUUCGCUCCACCCAAUGGGGAGAACUUCCCCCCCCCCAAUGGGGAGACCUACCCCCAAGGGUACAUGAACAGCCUCCCGAUGAAUUACCUAAACGGAGGAAUGACAAAUGCACUGAGCAACAGCAGAGGCACGUCAUCCAUAAACACCAUCAGUCAGUACUCCAACGAUCUGAGCAACACAUCUGGGAACAUGCUAAACAGUCUGGUAGGGAAAAAGAACAACUUGCUGCUGAGUGGAAUGAACGGUACUACAGUGAGCAGCUCCAAGGGAAACCUCGGCGUGAAUUACCUAAACGAUACUUUUAAGAAGGCUUCCAAUUUGUUCUUAACCACUGCCAUGAGGGGGGCGAGAAACACCAGUGGGAAUAAAAUAGAAAGAAACAAAAAUAAAGAGUUGCUCGAAAGUAAAGGUGGCAAAUACGAAUUGGCAUCUCCCUCGAAGGGAGGCAACGGAAGUGGCAUGCUGCACGAUAGAGGGGGGGGCCUCAACUAUGUGCUGGAGGACCCGCCUCCAGGGAGAGCCAAAUACAUUCAUAAUGGCGAAAUGGCCGAACGGAACAACGAAAACGAUGCUGCAAGCGCAUUGACAACUGCCAUCGCAACGGCCAUCGCGACGUCCACCAGUGGGGCUGGGAGCAGCGUCCAACAUAUGAAAUGCCUAGAAAAAAGUGACACCAUUAAGAAGAAAGUAAAAACAGAAAAAAGAACCCACGUGAAGAACAUAAAAAUAAAUAUAAACAAAAUAAAUCUUUUUGAAAAUAAAAAGAGAAAAUAUUUGGCGGAAAUUAUCCGGUGCGAGUUAAUUUGGGGUCCCACGAAAAAUAAAGAACCCAUAACUCCAGUGGAAAGCUGUGAGUUACACCCGGUGGUCAUAAUAAAGGACCAGUAUGGACAUCUAUAUGAUGAUGAUGAAGAUAAUGAGAAUAACCCCAUAGGGAAAACUGUUAACAUUUUUUACAGAUGGAGUAGGGGACCCCCUAGAACCGUUUGCUUCUUCCACCCACAAAAAAUUGCUUGCCUACAAUGCACCGUCACGUUUAGAUGCUUCUGUUCCUAUGAGUGCUUCAUGAAAGGGUUCGACCACCUCCAUAAGUAUUACCGCAGCAAUGGACUUAUUAAUAUCCCAUCCCAUCCCAAUCUGCAUACCUAUGGAGUCCCCUGCUCACCAUUCGAUUGGGAUAAUUACGAAAAUAAUAUGGAGUUUGAUGAGAAGCACUACAAUUCGCUCAUACAGUCUGGGUUGCUCAACUCGCCCGAUAUGGAAAAGUGGGAAAUCAUUAACAACGAGAGGAACUACAUCCCGUGCUUGAAGGACGUGGGGCACCAAAUCAUGCUGGAGACUAUGCUGCUGGAUAAGAAUAGCCUAUCGUCGGAGAACGGCACGACCAGCUCGGACGAGUGCGAGGAGGGUAGCAGCGGGGGAGUGAGCGAGGUGGUCGAAGUGGGGGAGGUUCGCGGGGAUGGCGCGGAUGGCGGGGAUGGCGCGGAUGGCGCGGAUGGCGCGGAUGGCGGAGACGGCGAAGUGGGCACAGUAGGCACUGUCGGCACGGUCGGCCCUGUUGACGACCUGCUCAAGGGCAGCGACUGCAACCUGUCCUCCGCCGACGAGAACAACCCGGAGAAGAAGCAACCCCCCGCGGCGUACGCGCGGUACGCGGGAGUGCAGCCGAGCGAGUUGGACGCGAUGAAUGCAGACCAGGUGGCAAACUUCAACGGCAUGCAGUACGUUGGUGGCCAUAAGGAGGAGGACCCCUACACCGGGCAGUUCACCGACGGAGAUGGAAGCGGAAGCGGCGUCGCCAGUGGGGAGGCGGACGCGCCCGACCGGAACGACGCAGGCACCGCCAAGGGGGACUCCUCGACGGAGGCAAACGGGAAGCAGCCGCUGCGCAUUGGCGACCCGUUUAACGGGGGCAGCAAUGUGUGCAGCUCGCCAGCCGAGGGGGGAAAGGAAGCCAAAGAGGCGUGCAAAUCAGGGAGUGCCCCUAACCACAGCGCAAAUGAGGAGAGCGAAGGGAAUGAAAAGAGAAGGGACACCUUUGGCGUUACGUGUAUGGACAAUGGGGGAGAGAACGACUUGUUUGUACGUACCGAUGGAGCGAUCCGUGUGCAGAGUGCAGGCGAAUCAAGUGGGAUGGCCCCCCCGAGUGCCGACGCGAAGGAGGGGGGAACCGAGUUGAAGGCGAACAACGUGACGGCGCCCGCAAAUGGAGGCGCUGGAGAAAACGGAGAGGAUAAGCAAAUGAAUGAGGGUGACGGAGGGGGCGUGUCGAGCAGCCCUAGUAAAAGUGGAACGGCCGAAUUGAAGGGCACAGCCGCCCCGGAAGGGGAAAAGCAGCAAAUCGAGGCGGCGCAGCCGAUGCAUCCAACUGCGCAUACCUCGCAGAAGGCGCUCGAGCUGAAGAAGAAGAAGAAGCGGAAAAAGAAAAAAAUUUACAUCCUGGAUGAUCAAGUGUGGAACAACAUAAGGGACCCCAACAUAUACCACAAGAUAAUCACGGGGUGCUGCAUCCCCAAUGUGACCGUCUCCCCAAAUUAUAAUGUCACUUGUUUUAAGAACUCCACGGUGACGAACCCGCACAACCAGUUCACCAUCAUGACGUGGAACGUGCUGGCCGAAAUCUACGGCACGAUCGAGGCCUUCCCCCACUGCGACCCGUACAUGCUGGCCUGGUCCUAUCGCAAGACGAAGAUCAUUCAGGAGAUUUUGAACAACAGCCCGGACAUCGUCUGCCUGCAGGAAAUCCAGAACGAGCACUUCCUGGACUUCUUCAAACCGUCGCUGGGCGAGUUCGGCUACGAAGGCGUGUACAAGCAGAAGACGAAGGAGAUAUUCACCUCGCCCUCGGGCAAGAGGAGGGGCGGCAAGUACACCAUAGACGGGUGCGCAAUAUUUUACAACAAAAAAAAACUAAAGUUCGUGGAGACCUACGCCUUAGAGUUUAGCAAGCUGAUCAAGGAGGCCUCCGUGUUUACUCUGCCCAAGGAGAUACAGAAGAACCCAUCGUUGGUGAAGCGACUCCUAAAGGAUAACGUGGCCUUGGUCAUACUGCUCGAGUACAUCCAGCAGUAUUCAAAAAUGUAUGAAGGCAAGGACGACGACGAGGAGGAAGAAAAGCCAAAUAAAAACCUCCUCAUUGUUGCCAACACACAUAUUGUAGCAAAUCCAGAAGCCAAUUACGUAAAAAUUUGGCAGGCACAAAUAUUAGUUAAAGUGGUAGAGUAUUUGAAGAUAAAUUUUAUAAAAAAAUAUGAAACGGUUCCCAGUUUGAUUAUAUGUGGAGACUUUAAUAGUACCCCUUCUAGUGCCGUUUACCAGUUGAUAUAUAAGAAGACGUGUAGCAGGAGUCAUGAAGACUUCAGCUCGGAUAAGUACAGCCUACUGACGGAUUUGCCCCUUGGCCACAACUUAAAUUUGAAAUCCGCUUACGCCAUUUCGAAACUCCUUUCGCAGAAGCUUAACCCUGAGGAGUAUACCUCAAAUUUGGAGAUCUUCGAGCCGCUGUUUACAAACUACACGGGGAACUUCAUAGGGUGUCUAGACUACAUUUUUUACAACGACGAGAAUUUGAAUAUCAUUUCCACCGUCAACAUUGCGGAUGAGAAUCAGCUGAUGCAGGAGGCCCACAUCUACCAGCUGUCCAACUGCGCCCUCCCCAGCCCCAUUCGCCCCUCCGACCAUUUGCCCCUCAUCGCCAAGUUCGAGUUUAAGAUUUACUAA